Messenger RNA from Aspergillus nidulans FGSC A4, 2261 nucleotides. RefSeq names its product ESCRT-0 subunit protein HSE1. The transcript is spliced from 9 exons. The coding region runs from base 342 to 2087 and encodes 581 amino acids. NCBI's taxonomy places the organism in Eukaryota, Fungi, Ascomycota, Eurotiomycetes, Eurotiales, Aspergillaceae. Gene Ontology annotation, cellular component: endosome membrane. Gene Ontology annotation, molecular function: phosphatidylinositol binding; ubiquitin binding. The record is from RefSeq and is a predicted model, not a curated record. Gene Ontology annotation, biological process: vesicle-mediated transport; intercellular transport.
UCUUAGAGGUCCUUUGCCCAGUACCACCUGAACCUUUGGACAUUAGCUUAUCUUCAAACUUGCCUUUUUAUUGCUGCGAAAAUCUCCGGCCGACUUCUCUUGAGCUUCUGAUUCCCCGCACCAAGUGUUCUCCGGACCUUGGAUCGCAGCCUGAGCUCCGUAUCCACGCAGCUUGCAGCUGAGUGUCGUUCUAAUAACAUCUUAUCAAGGAUCGCAGGAGCACAACAAUCACCGGCAAGCUUCGGUAGCCUCCAUUUUACGGAAAGAUUUAUUUGAUCAAUACCUAUCGGCUAUAAUUCGAUUUGCUCUGAAGGCGGAGAUUAGAAAGUUGGACACUCGCGAUGUUCCGCGCACAGCAGAACGCUUUUGACGAUGCAGUCGCCAAAGCAACGGAUGAGAACUUGACCUCCGAGAACUGGGAGUACAUUCUUGAUGUAUGCGAUAAGGUUGGGGCUGAGGAGUCAGGUGCAAAGGAUGCGGUCGCCGCUUUGAUCAAGAGACUCGCACAUAGGAACGCCAACGUGCAGCUGUACACUCUCGAACUGGCCAAUGCAUUAGCGCAGAAUUGCGGCCCUAAGAUACAUCGCGAACUGGCGUCACGAAGCUUUACAGACGCACUCUUGCGUCUCGCUGGUGAUAGGAACACUCAUCAGCAGGUGAAAUCCAAGAUUCUGGAACGUAUGGAGGAUUGGACGGAGAUGUUCGCUAGCAACCCAGAUUUCGGGAUUAUGGAACAGGCUUUCAUGAAGUUGAGGACACAAAACCCGAACCUACAACCCCCGUCGAAGCCCGGGAAGCGGGAGAUUACCGACCUAGAUCGCCAGAAAGAAGAGGAGGAAUUGCAGAUGGCGCUUGCUCUUUCUAUAAGAGAGAAAUCCGGUUCAGCCCCUCAGCCGCAGGUGGAGAGUAGUAGCUCGGUCUCAGCUCCAGAAAACCAAGCACAAGCUGCGCCUGCUGGACCAGUUCCUUCAGGUACUUCUGCUGCUACUGUUUCUAGAGUUAGAGCUUUGUACGAUUUUCAGCCGUCUGAGCCCGGAGAGUUACAAUUUCGGAAGGGAGAUGUCAUCGCCGUCCUAGAGUCCGUGUAUAAGGAUUGGUGGAAGGGCUCUCUGAGAGGCCAGACAGGGAUUUUCCCGCUUAAUUACGUGGAAAAGCUUCCUGAUCCCACUGUUGAGGAACUUCAGCGGGAAGCUCAGAUGGAGGCAGAGGUGUUUGGCCAGAUCAAGAAUGUUGAGAAGCUAUUGACUCUUCUAAGCACGCGCAGCUCAGAACUCAAUGUCCAGGAGAAUGAGGAAAUCACAAACUUGUACAACUCAACAUUAUCAAUCCGCCCCAAGUUGGUUGAGCUCAUUGGAAAAUAUUCGCAGAAGAAGGAUGAGUUCACUCAACUCAACGAAAAGUUUAUCAAAGCGCGAAGGGACUAUGAAUCUCUCUUGGAGGCGUCUAUGGCUCAACCUCCACAGCAGCAAUUUGGUCGGCCUGGUCAGCCUCAGUACGGGUAUCCGGGCUCUGGAGCGCCUGCAGGCUACCCCCGGGGGCCGGCGCAACAGCAUGAUCCUCAGAGAUAUUUCAGUCCUCGACCGCCAGACAACCAGCCUAAUGCUUCCUACUACCCGCCAGCUACACAAUCACCUGGCCCAGGGCAUACCUCUCCGCCUGGACCAUAUCAACAGCAGCCGCAGCAGCCCGCACCAGACUCAUACCAGCCAGUCCACCACCGCCCUGAAUCGACCUAUGAUCAACCACAAGAGUUGGGUACAUCUGUGUAUGACUCCCCGGUUGAACGGCUACAGUACCCUCCUGGGCCUUCAGGAGGUCAGCCGCACUAUCAGCCGCCUCCUCAACAGACUCCUCAGCCAGAUUUCUCAGCUUCGAGUCCCAAUCUUGUGAAUCAAUCCCAGUCUCCUUACCCGGCUACUCCAGUUACUCAGCCUCCGCCACCAACGCAGCAACCGCCUCCUGUUCCCGGCACAGCGUCAGGGUCUGCACCCUAUCCGUCGGCAAGUCCCAGCGCCGCCAACUACCAGGCCUACAGGCCACCGCAAGGCGGAAUACCUAACCAUAACCCCGCUGCAUUCUAUCAGUAGCGCCUUGACGUAUGUCUUCCCAACUGCUGUACGCUGGGCGCUUGCCUGGCUUGUCGUAUUUGUGAUUCAUGUCGCCGGGGUCGUCCUCUCGACGGAGGUUUGUUGCUUUUGAUGUGAGCCAUGGCGUACUUGUAGUCAUAUUGUGUGUCUAUCUAUUAUUCUGGCCCCAAUAAA